Molecule: messenger RNA, 498 nt
Organism: Strongyloides ratti
Lineage: Eukaryota; Metazoa; Nematoda; Chromadorea; Rhabditida; Strongyloididae
Product: 60S ribosomal protein L12
Exons: 3
Coding region: 1-498 (165 amino acids)
Biological process (GO): translation
Cellular component (GO): cytosolic large ribosomal subunit; ribosome
Molecular function (GO): large ribosomal subunit rRNA binding; structural constituent of ribosome
Source: RefSeq, a predicted model, not a curated record
AUGCCACCAAAAUUUGAUCCUACAGAAAUUAAGAUUGUCUAUCUUCGUUGUGUUGGAGGAGAAGUUGGAGCUACAUCAGCUUUAGCUCCAAAAGUUGGUCCUCUUGGUUUGUCUCCUAAAAAAAUUGGUGAUGAUAUUGCUAAAGCUACCCAAGAUUGGAAAGGUCUUAAAGUAACAUGCAAGUUAACUAUUCAAAAUCGUGUUGCUAAGAUUGAUGUUGUCCCAUCGGCAGCCUCACUUAUUAUUAAGGAACUUAAAGAACCACAACGUGAUCGUAAGAAAGUUAAGAAUAUUAAACAUAGUGGUAACUUAACUUUUGACACAAUCCUCAAGAUUGCUCGUGUCAUGAGACCACGUUCAAUGGCUAGACAGCUCGAAGGAACUGUCAAAGAAAUUCUUGGAACCGCUCAAUCUGUUGGUUGUACCAUUGAUGGUCAACAUCCACAUGAUAUUUGUGAUGCCAUUAAUAAUGGAGAAAUCAAAGUACCCGAAGAAUAG